Molecule: messenger RNA, 1149 nt
Organism: Cooperia oncophora
Lineage: Eukaryota; Metazoa; Nematoda; Chromadorea; Rhabditida; Trichostrongylidae
Source: the annotation of a GenBank genome assembly
AUGCAACGUUUCGACACGAUCAGUCUACCGGGCCGACGGAAAAUCAGCCAUUCUCGAAGUCCUAACGGGACCCUCUCAAGGAACACGUUCUCUAAAAAUAGUGGUCGGUAUCACUUACAAAAAUCGAAUACGGCUGUAAAUAUCGAACAAAUGAGCAUGCACGACCUUGACGACAAACGACAUCGACGACGGAAAUUACGAACAACGGCGUCUGAAAGCCCUGCCAGAGAAUUCAAAGGUGGCAUUCCGGUCCGAGCACAUCAUGAUGAUGGUGCUACGGAGUCGAAGGUCUACUCAGCGUCUUCGUUCCAUGAAAUUCCUCAUGAAAGGCGAAGACGAAAACCUGAUGAGGGCACAUCCAAUGUGCCGAACGUGGUGAUUUCACGGAGUCGUGACGAUGAGGUCAAAGCACACAGCGACGUUGAAAGGACCGAAGAGACCAGCGUGCAGUAUAAAUAUGGGCCCUCACUAGUAUACCCGCUGACGAAGCUGUACCUCAGUGAACACUUCAGGUUACGCGAUUUCGAUGGUCGCUCUUACAGGUCGGACCGGUCCGAGAGGUCGGAUGAGAUGUCGUUGCAUUCGAUGAGAAGACAGGGCUACGGACACUCAAAAGAGAAAAUGCCAGUCAGCGUCGGUAUCUGUAUCGUGUUCGCUUUCAUAUCAGGUGGAGCAGUGCUGUUCAGUUGGUGGGAAGGCUGGAAUCCAUUCGACGGUGCUUAUUACUGCUUCAUCACGCUCAGCACAAUAGGUUUUGGUGAUAUCGUACCUGGUCAAGCGUUGGACGAAGGGUCACAGGAGAAAUUAGUGGUUUGUGCGCUAUACCUCCUGUUCGGUAUGGCGCUUAUCGCUAUGUGUUUCAAACUGAUGCAAGACGAUGUGGUGCAGAAAGCACGCUGGUUGGGUCAGAAGAUCGGCAUCUUGGUACGCGAAGAACUCUCGGAAUCUGAAUCCGAAAUUGAAGACGACAUGAUAGAAGAGGACGAUGAGGAUAUGAGCGAAGAGCGAACAGACCAGGCAUGUUUAACAGACUUUUCAGGCUGGUGUGCCGACAAGCGUACCAUCUCGUCAGGCUCAUCGAAACGUGACGAUGACAUUGCACUUCAUCCAUCGUCUUCCUACCAUCGUAAAAAACCACAUCGUCGAUGA